Messenger RNA from Prunus avium (sweet cherry), 616 nucleotides. The record is from RefSeq and is a predicted model, not a curated record. NCBI's taxonomy places the organism in Eukaryota, Viridiplantae, Streptophyta, Magnoliopsida, Rosales, Rosaceae.
GACAUUAGAGGUGCCAAAACCAUGGCUAGAAUUUCUCCUAUCCUAGCUUUCCAACUCAUAAUUUCCUCCCUCUUCUCUUCCUUUGCCAUGAUCCCAGUCUCUGGGGAAAAUCAUGGGUUUGUAGGAAGCAUUGACCCUAAGCUUUUUGGACUGCAAAAUGAAAAGCUCACCCACAUUCGCUUAUUUUGGCAUGACAUUCGUAAUGGGCCUCACCCUUCUGCCACAAAUUUUGGGUUAGUGAGAAUGUUUGGUAAUGCCCUAACCAUAGGACCUGAAUUGAGCUCAGAAUUGGUGGGAAGGGCUCAAGGGUUUUAUGCAUCUGCAGCACGAAAGAAGCUUAGCCUGUUGAUGGUUCAGAACUUUGCUUUUGUCCUAGGUAAGUUUAAUGGCAGCAGCAUAAGUUUGAUAGGAAGAAAUUCAAUUUUCAACAAAGUAAGGGUAAGGGAGCUGCCUGUGGUUGGUGGAAGCGGGGCUUUCAGGUUUGCUAGGGGUUAUGCUGAGGCAACCACCACCGGUAAUGCUACGGUGGAGUACAAUAUCUUUGUGUUGCAUUAUUGAUCAUGGGAUUUGGGAAGUUCAUAGUAUGACUUCUUGUAUUUUCUUGGAAAUAAAUCAA